AAAGUGUACUUUCCGUUAUAAAUAAUACUAAUUUUAAAAUUCAAUCAUAAAUAAUACAAAAACAUUCCCUAGGUAAAUAGCGAAUUUUUAUGAAAACAACCAAAAAAACUGCUAGUAUCUUAAAUUUUAGAAAAGUUGUAAUAAAAAUAUCAUGAGUCAAUCACGGCUUGCAUCGUGUAUUCCCAUACCUAUCGAACACAAAAUACUAGUUUCUGUGAUAGAAAAAGCUAAAGAUUGGGCUCUUAUGCACGGCGUGGGCAUGAGAGACAAGAAAAACUUUACCAAAGAUGCUAUACAGAUUGCUCCAUUUGUGCUACUGCCAUCACCAUUCCCAAGAAGUGAGUUUGAGAAGGCCGUAGAGCUACAACCAGUAUUGAAUGAGCUCAUGCACAAGGUAGCACAUGAUGAUGAAUUUUUGGAGCAAACAUUAAAAAAUGCUCUUCAGGUAGAUGAAUUUACGAGGGGAUUGUACAAUAUAUGGAUGAAAGUGCGGGAGGAGGGAAUUAUGCAGCCGACGUCACUAGGCAUGCUGCGCUCGGAUCUCAUGCUGGAGUCCAGGUGCCCCGACGCGACCAACAGGUGCUCCAGCCACAAGCCCUACUGCUGCUGGAAGCAGGUGGAGAUCAACAGUAUCGCCUCUGGCUUCGGCCACCUUGGGCCCUCACUCAGCCUCGGACUCUUCCGUUCGGACUACCUGAUGCACGUAGGAGACGGGAACAAAAUAAAACAAGUGGAGUUUAACACGGUAGCGGCGAGUUUCGGGGCCCUCACGUCGAACCUGCCCGCCAUGUAUCGCUAUAUACUGCGUCAGUUGGGACAUGGUGAUCUAAUCAAAAAUAUGCCGGAGAACCUGGCGCUGUCUGGUCUGUGUGCGGGCAUCACGGAGGCGUACGACCUGUUCGGCGUGCCCGGCUCCGUGGUACUAUUCGUGGUGGAGGAGGUGUCCUACAACAUCUGCGACCAGAGGUUCCACGAGUUCCACAUCGCGGAGACGAGACCUGAUAUUAUGAUAUACCGGAAAACCUUGGGUGAAAUAUACGAGGAGACCGAACUAAAUGAGAAGAAACAGCUCAUACUCGAGGGGUCGCCGGUGGCGGUGGUGUACUACAGGUCAGGGUACGAGCCGGCGCAGUACCCCACGCCCAAGGAGUGGGACGCGAGACUCCGAGUGGAGCGCUCCACGGCGAUCAAAUGUCCGUCCAUCCAGUACCAGCUGGCGGGCACCAAGAAGGUGCAGCAGGCGCUGGCGGCGCCGGGCGCGCUGGAGCGGCUGGCGGGCGGUGCCGCGCCGCGCAUCCGGGACAUCUUCACCGGUCUCUACUCGCUCGACUUCGACGACAGCGGCGAGAGCGCGGUGGAGAUGGCGCUGGCCGACGCCGACAAAUUCGUGCUGAAGCCGCAGCGCGAGGGCGGCGGCAACAACCUGUACGGGGCGGCCGUGCGCGAGGCACUACUGCGCAUGCGCCGCAGCCGCGAGCGCGCCGCGUACAUACUCAUGGAGCGCAUACUCCCGCCCAUUGUGUCGGGGUACGUGGUGCGGGCGGGCGCGCCGGUGCCGCCCCCCGUCACAGACCUCGUCUCCGAGCUCGGCAUAUUCGGCGUCAUCAUUGGGACGAAGGACAAGAUCUAUUCGAAUAAGCAGGUGGGGCACAUGCUGCGGACGAAGCUAGCUGACGCCGACGAGGGGGGCGUCGCCGCCGGCCUCGGCGCGCUCGACUCCCCCUACCUGCUCGACAUGUAACUCCCUCUACCUUCUCGACACCUAACUCCCCCUACCUGCUCGACAUAAAACUCCCUCUACCUGCUCGACGUGUAAUUCCCUCGGACUCUUCCACAGACAUAGA
Messenger RNA from Aricia agestis (brown argus), 1844 nucleotides. Its product is annotated as glutathione synthetase-like. The transcript has 13 exons. The record is from RefSeq and is a predicted model, not a curated record. The coding region runs from base 152 to 1741 and encodes 529 amino acids. NCBI's taxonomy places the organism in Eukaryota, Metazoa, Arthropoda, Insecta, Lepidoptera, Lycaenidae. Gene Ontology annotation, cellular component: cytosol. Gene Ontology annotation, biological process: glutathione biosynthetic process. Gene Ontology annotation, molecular function: glutathione binding; ATP binding; glutathione synthase activity.